This is a messenger RNA of Naegleria fowleri, 765 nucleotides long. RefSeq lists its product as uncharacterized. The transcript has a single exon. The record is from RefSeq and is a predicted model, not a curated record. The coding region runs from base 1 to 765 and encodes 254 amino acids. NCBI's taxonomy places the organism in Eukaryota, Heterolobosea, Eutetramitea, Acrasida, Naegleriidae.
AUGCCAUCACUCCUUCUUAACGUCUCCCUUCCCAGACAUACUGCUGGAAAAACUACUAUUAAAGGUUUUGCUGAGUUGUUGGAUAUCACAGGAAACAUCAAACGUUCGGAUGAGAAUGUUUGUGAAAUGGUUGUUGAACACAUCCAAAAGGAAAAACUGUCCUUUUUUUUAGGUACAGUUUUUGCUCAUUUCCAGGACAAGAACAUCGAGUUUCUUAUUCUUUCCAUCAAAUACUUGGGAAGAAAGAUGUACACAUCAUUCAAAAUUAUUGAAAACAAAGAUUGGAUGAAAAACAUAACAGAUUGUUCUUCGGACGAUAACACUCCUCACCCAAAAUAUAAUCUUCAACGUAAUAACGAAACAUUUACCCAGUUUGUGGAAGAAGAAUUGGAAGUACUACAAGUACCUCCUAGUGAUAUUUCAGAUAAUGAAAUCCAACGACAAACAACUGUCUUAAAUAGUUUUAGAUACAAUAUGCUUGAAAAUAAUGACCAUUAUAUUUAUGAAGUUAUCACUCCUGGAUUCAAAAAACAAGAGUUAGAAAUCACCAAAACCAAAAGAAACUUGUAUGUUGCUGGAGAGAAAAAACAAACCAGAACAGGCAGGGUAGUUUAUUGUAAGAUUCCUAUUUCAGGACUAUUCAGAACCAAAAUUCCUCUUCCUCCUAAUCAUGGCAAAAUAUUAGGGGCAACUCAAGAAGAUGGCUUGUUAGUUAUUACUAUGGCAAAAGAAACCUUUACAACUGAAAAAAUAUCAAUUCAAUAA